AUGGGUAAAUCCUCCAAAGACAAACGUGAUGCUUAUUAUCGUCUGGCCAAAGAGCAGAAUUGGCGUGCCCGCUCCGCUUUCAAGCUAAUUCAGAUCGACGAACAAUUCGACCUUUUCGCACACUCUGAUCCGGACAGUGUGACACGUGUGGUGGACUUAUGUGCCGCACCGGGGAGCUGGAGCCAGGUGCUUAGUCGGGUGCUGAUCAAAGGGGAGAGCUUUGGACGAAGAGCUUGGGAAGAGAAGCGGAAGAAGCAAUUGAGAGAUUUGCGACGAUGCGAAGAAGAGACAGGCCGAGAAAGUUUCAGCGAAGAGACUCAGAAAAAGGGAGAUAUCGAUGAAGAUGGAUCGCAAAUCCUUAAGCCACGGAAGAAUGUCCGCAUCGUCGCGAUAGAUCUCCAGCCCAUGGCUCCUCUAGAUGGAAUCACGACUCUAAAAGCAGACAUCACCCACCCGUCUACAAUUCCGCUUCUACUCAAAGCUCUGGAUCCGGACCUCUACAGUGAGAAUGAAAAUGGAAACACAAGCACCCCUUCCCCCUCCAGGCCGCACCCUCACCCGGUUGAUCUCGUCCUCUCCGAUGGUGCCCCCGAUGUUACGGGCCUCCAUGAUUUAGACAUAUACAUCCAGUCCCAACUCCUUUACGCUGCCUUGAAUCUCGCCAUUGGCGUGCUUCGCCCUGGAGGGAAAUUUGUGGCGAAGAUAUUCCGUGGGCGAGACGUCGACCUCAUCUAUGCCCAGCUUAAAACCGUUUUUGAAAAAGUCUCCGUCGCCAAACCCCGAAGUAGCCGAGCAAGCAGCCUUGAAGCGUUCGUGGUUUGCGAAGGAUUCAUACCUCCGGUAGACAGUAGUGGAGAAUCGAGAGCCAGUUUUGAAAAUCCGAUUUUUGGAGGUGCAAGGUCUGGGGUCCCAGCUACCGCGGGAGCCACUGAGGUCGACAAUAUACGGUGGAUUCCACCGUUUAUUGCUUGCGGGAGCUUGUCCGCUUGGGAUGCUGAUGCCUCGUACGAGCUCCCACCGGACCACGUCAGCCUUGAUCCAAUACAACCACCCACUGCACCUCCUUAUAAGAGGGCGCUGGAAUUGAAAAAGGCAAAAGGUGGCGCAUAUGGAAAAACGAAGGGAGUUGUGUAUGAAUUUUGA
Coccidioides posadasii C735 delta SOWgp is the source of this 1143-nucleotide messenger RNA. RefSeq lists its product as uncharacterized. Gene Ontology annotation, molecular function: tRNA methyltransferase activity. Gene Ontology annotation, biological process: cytoplasmic translation; tRNA methylation. Gene Ontology annotation, cellular component: cytoplasm. The record is from RefSeq and is a predicted model, not a curated record. NCBI's taxonomy places the organism in Eukaryota, Fungi, Ascomycota, Eurotiomycetes, Onygenales, Onygenaceae.